This is a messenger RNA of Cyprinus carpio (common carp), 1543 nucleotides long. It is a transcript of the gene arl8, whose product is annotated as ADP-ribosylation factor-like 8. Gene Ontology annotation, biological process: intracellular protein transport; protein localization to Golgi membrane; vesicle-mediated transport. Gene Ontology annotation, molecular function: GTP binding; GTPase activity. Lineage: Eukaryota; Metazoa; Chordata; Actinopteri; Cypriniformes; Cyprinidae. Gene Ontology annotation, cellular component: cytoplasm; trans-Golgi network. The record is from RefSeq and is a predicted model, not a curated record.
GUGUGUGUUUGUGUGUGUGUGUACACAACACGAGAAAGAGUGAGCUCUUAUUAUUUAUCCAGGAGCAGCACACACACACGAGCGCCACUGUGAUCUCCGUGUGCCUCAAGUUUGCUCCCCUGAGCUCUACCCGAGCACUUACACGUGUGUAGCCAGACAAAGAGAGUUGAUGUUCGUUUUUUUGUCCAUGUGGGAAAUGUGGAUGAGGUCAGAGCGCUCUGGGAAGUGAGGAGGCUUGUGUUUGGAGAGAGAUGUAUCCGCCGCGCGCGCAUCUGUCGUACACUUGAUCUGACACACAAAAGAAGAAGUGCUCUGAGCCGCUUAACUUACCUGUGUGAACACACCGUGGACACACACACACACACACACACCGUAGCCGCAUGGGGUUUGUGAAGAAAUAACGGCUUCACGGACAGCUGCUGUAGUUAGGCCUCUCCGCUAAACUCACUCUCACCGGACACGGUCUCUCAUCCACCAGGAGAAAUGGGUCUAAUUUUCGCCAAACUAUGGAGUUUCUUUUGUAAUCAAGAACACAAAGUGAUUAUUGUGGGGCUGGACAAUGCUGGGAAAACCACUAUACUUUAUCAGUUUUUAAUGAAUGAGGUGGUGCACACGUCUCCUACAAUUGGCAGCAAUGUGGAGGAAAUAGUGGUGAAGAAAACCCACUUUCUGAUGUGGGAUAUUGGUGGUCAGGAGAGUCUCCGCUCCUCUUGGAACACAUACUACUCCAACACUGAGUUCAUCAUACUGGUAGUGGACAGUACUGACAGAGAAAGACUAGCCAUUUCUAAAGAAGAGCUCUACAAGAUGCUAGCACACGAGGAUCUGCGCAAAGCUGCAGUGUUGAUCUUUGCAAACAAGCAGGACAUGAAGGGUUGUAUGUCUGCAGCAGAGAUUUCCAAAUACCUGACCCUCAGCUCCAUCAAGGAUCAUCCCUGGCACAUCCAGUCCUGCUGUGCGCUCACUGGAGAAGGGCUCUGUCAAGGUUUAGAGUGGAUGACCUCGAGGGCUGGGCUCAGAUAGCCUCUGAUUCUACUUGUUGGACUGAUUGACAGUGAUUCCCACCUGCUCCGGUGGCAUCGCAGGCUCAUCCCAUUGGCUGCUUAUGUUUUAAUUUUAAUCUCUUUAUCAGAAUUGCCACUCUGCAGCUGAACUCUCUGGACAUCUACCUCAGCUGGGAUUUAUCAGUUAUGUGAAUCUGAUUGGACAUUCUUGUUGAUCAGUACUAUAUCACAAACGACUGGAUUUUUGUACUGGGUUUAUAACAGAAGAUCUUCAAAGUCUAAAGUAUUUGAACUGUAAGAGAGGCACUACAGUACUGGUAUGUGUUUGUGAGGAGGGACUGUGUCUUUAACACUCUGGCAGUGGAACAGAUGUUCUCCAGAUUAAGUAUAUUAAGCUAAUUGUGUAUGUUGUUCUUUAUAUGUGCUGGGAAGAAAUGAUUUGAAUGGUCAAAAUGUUACUUUUUCACAUGAGGAAUCUUUGGGUCAGUUAUUGUCAUUGUUUGUUUUUGGUUAAGCUUUUUGGGUAUCAAGUGUUUUAA